AGGGCUGGCGCGCCGCGGCCGGGGCCGGGAGCGGGGAGCGCGGCGUGGGGCUGCUGCUGCCCGGCGCGGGGGCUGCGAGCUCGGCGCCGUCUGCCCCGGACGAGCCACCCCCAGUGCGGACCGGGCCCAGGGCGCGGCGGCGGCGGCGGCGGCGGCGGGGAGAACGAUGGCAGCGCUCGCCGGAGCCGGGGCGGCGACUGCAGCCCCAGACCGCAGACGCUGGUUGUGGUCGGUGUUGGCGGCGGCGCUCGGGCUCCUGACAGCUAGAGUAUCAGCCUUGGAGGUCUACACACCAAAAGAAAUCUUCGUGGCAAAUGGGACACAAGGGAAGCUGACGUGCAAGUUCAAGUCUACUAAUACCACUGGCGGGUUGACCUCAGUCUCCUGGAGCUUCCAGCCAGAGGGGGCCGCCACGACAGUGUCGUUUUUCCACUACUCCCAAGGGCAAGUGUACCUGGGGAAUUAUCCGCCAUUCAAGGACAGAAUCAGCUGGGCCGGAGACCUCGACAAGAAAGACGCGUCAAUCAACAUAGAAAAUAUGCAGUUCAUACACAAUGGCACCUAUAUCUGUGAUGUCAAAAACCCUCCUGACAUUGUUGUCCAGCCCGGGCACAUUAGACUGUAUGUCGUAGAAAAAGAGAGUUUGCCCGUGUUUCCAGUUGGGGUAGUGGUGGGUAUAGUUACUGCUGUGGUCGUAGGUCUCACUCUGCUCAUCAGCAUGAUUCUGGCUGUCCUCUAUAGAAGGAGAAACUCUAAACGGGAUUACACUAGCUGCAGUACAUCAGAAAGUUUGUCACCGGUUAAGCAGGCUCCACGGAAGGCCCCCUCCGACACAGAGGGUCUAGUAAAGAGUCUGCCUUCUGCAUCUCACCAGGGCCCAGUCAUAUACGCGCAGUUAGACCACUCUGGCGGACAUCACAGUGACAAGAUUAACAAGUCAGAGUCUGUGGUGUAUGCAGACAUCCGGAAAAGCUAAGACCCAGAACGUCUCCAGAGAAAAAAACAAAUCCAAACUGGACUCCGAUGCAGAAAAUGUAGCCCAUAACCACAUGUGGCCUUAGGUACCCAGGCACGGACGAGCACAUGUGUACUCACAGAGGGGGAAGAAGAUGUGUAUAAAGGAUAUGUAUAAAUAUUCUAUUUAAUCUUCCUGAGGUGAGGAGCCAAUGUUGCAUGAUGAAAAGAUAGUAUGAUUCUACGUAUGUAUAAAUUGUCUUGCAGUUUCUGUACUUUCUUUUCAGGGUCAUUGACAAUUGGGAAAUUUCAGAAACAUUCCUGUCACCAUCAUUUAGAAAUGGUUUGCCUUAAUGGAGACGGUAGCAGAUCUUUUAGUAUUUCCUAUAGACAUGGCCUUUUUAUCAAAGGGCUUAAUCAGUCUUAGCAUUUAUUGUAGUUGGAGAAUGGAGAUACAAUGGUGGAAGCAUGUCCAGGGUGGCCUUUACUGGGGUCAGCACUAGUUACUUGGUUGCAGCUUUUAGAAAACAUCCAUUGGCUGUGCCCUUGAAGACGGUUUGAGAGGUUUGUGUUGAUGUUUUUCUCUCUAAAAUAUGGGGCAAUUUUUAGCUUUAUAUAUUGUAUAGACUUACUGUAACUUUACACCCUUUAAGUAUAUCAUAUCAACUUGUGGAUUGAUGAUAGCAAGAUUAGCAAAGGAUAAAUGCCAAGGUCACUUCCUUCUAGGUACCUUUAGAUCAAUACCAUAGAGAUAAAUAGAAAAUCCAGGCUUUGCUUGAGGAAUAUUGUACUAUACGGAGAGUAAAAGGUAUCAGUUUUGUUUCUUGCUGAAGUCCUUCCUGCUUGAAAUAAAAGUCUCCAUACAGCUGAAGUAGAGGAGUUUCUUGUCUUAUAAGGAGGGAUCAUUAUAUUGCCACUCCCCAGUGUCCCACAGCUCUCUCUAGAGAAUCACCUUCUUUCACUUUUAAUUUUUUUAAUUAUUUGUUUGUUUUUUUUUGAGAUGGGGCUUCACUAUACUGUCCAGGCUGGCCUCAAAUUCCUGGGCUCAAGCAGGAGCCUCCCAAGUAGCUGGGACUACAAGCUCGUUUCUCUGUUUCCAGCAAGUGGCAGCAUCAGUCAUGGCUUUAUGGAUAGCUUCAUGGUUCCUCAAAGACCUUUGAGGUUAAAGAUGGUCGAUACUUCUUUAAGAUCAAGGAGGCCUCGUAUUACUGCUUUGGGAGUCUCUGUUUCUUUCUGUUGUUGUUUUGAUUUUUCACCACCCCCUCCCCCACCCCGGUUACAUGGACUCGAUAAACAAAGAGAUGAGGGAAAAUAUAGACAGUUUGGGGUAUCUUUCCUCAAAACUCAUUUUCUCCCAUUAACCAUGCCGCCCCACCUCAAUCUAUGAGUUUUUAUUUUUUACUGGAACUAAAAAAGCUUAGUCAAAAUUGUUAAACAUGUAUAUUGUCAUUCUCCCAUUUUCUCAAUUAUUUUGUUUAAAAAAAUUUUUUCCCCUUUAAAAUAGUCUGAAAGCACAGAUUUAUGGGAAGAAUACUGUCUAGCUGGUCUGCAGAACAUGUCUGGGGUACGUGGGAGUGAGGGGUAACGUUAGUUUUUCUCCCAUUUAGUUUGAGGUUCUCUUUCCUUCCUGUCUUGUCAUCUUUUUGGGGUGUUUGAAGGCUGACUUCUAAGAGCGUUCAUAAAGGGAAUAAAGCAGGGUUUAGAUUUAAAGGUGUGCGUGAGGUGGUAAGAUAAAGGGCACAGGGCUUCAAAACUCAGUCUCCCAUACAUGAGGCCUUCUAAGGAACUAUUUUUCUUAUUCUCAUCAUGCUCCUGCUACACUCCAUGUCUGUGUGAGUAAACAGGGGUCAGGUUUUACCCUGCCCCCCAACACACACACACACACACACACACACACACACACACACGUGCUCUGGAGCUGGGCAGCCUCUGGUCUACCUUCUGUGUGGCAUGGAGAAAAACGGGCCUGCUCUGCUCUUCGUAGGCCCCGCUCGAGAGAGUGACACACAGUGACACAGAGUGCUUGCCCCGAGACUUUGCCACAAAGCAGCCAAAUCUGCCUUGCACCCUAAAACUUCAGGAGCCUCUGGAAGACCUCUUGUGUGUGUUAGGAGGGAGGGGUGUUGGGAUUGUCACCGUUCUCCAAGCCCUGCCACUGUGGGAACCGCACUGCCCGAGGUAGAAGGGACCCAAGUCGUCGAGAGACCAAGUGUGUGCACUUAGAUGUGUCAUGUCUCCUUCCGGUCGUUCUCACAUUUCUCAGCAGUUCCUGUGAACAAACCGUACAUUCCUGACACUCCCGAGAGCAGGAGCCCUGAUUUGUUCUUUCGGUGCUGGGACCGAGCGAGGUGAACUGGUGUCCAGGGCACUGGCUCCAACGACGCCUGUGGGCCUUUCCUCCGUCCCUGCCGUCCCUGCCGAGCCCCGGCCGGCCACCCACUCUGUCGGCACUGUGCCCUCCGGCAGGGCAUCUCCGCAGCCUUCGCCGGCCGUCUUCCCGGGCAAGGCCAGCAUCGCUGUCGGGGUCUGCGGGACAGGGGAGGAAGGUGCUAACACCUGGGUGGAGCGGCUCAGGGCAGGGCCUCUGUGACCUCCGCACACUCUGGACUCCUGCCCUUCUUCCCGUGCCUCAGCGUCCCGGGCCUGGCUGCGGGUGGCCAACAGUCCUGCUGCCUCCACGCGGCUCGCCCGCCCUUUUCCACGUCCUCUUAGUGGCAGAAUGAGACCUGUUAAAAUCACAUGUGAAUUUUGUAAGGGGCACCAAAAUGGGAUUGCUUGGAGAUUAAAAUACCAAACCAUCGGUAGUUGUUCCAUGGGAAUGUAUUCAGCGGGGUAAAAACCAUCAAGCUCAUUACUGGGUUUUUGAAUCUUAUGUUUCAGUUGUAUUUUUGUGAAUAUUUUAAUACAUCUUUUUCAGCGUCUGAA
Lemur catta (Ring-tailed lemur) is the source of this 3879-nucleotide messenger RNA. It is a transcript of the gene MPZL1, whose product is annotated as myelin protein zero like 1. The transcript has 6 exons. Gene Ontology annotation, cellular component: membrane; cell surface; focal adhesion. NCBI's taxonomy places the organism in Eukaryota, Metazoa, Chordata, Mammalia, Primates, Lemuridae. The record is from RefSeq and is a predicted model, not a curated record. Bases 167 to 976 code for a protein of 269 amino acids.